AUGGGUACUGAAGACAAAAGGGAGGGGGGGCCCAACUGCCAGCCGCGGUUGCUCCUGUUGCAUCAACUGGAGCCCCCCUUAGAAUGGCAACGGGCUUCUGCGGUCUUAAGGGCUUCUCUGGGCCUAGAUGCAUCAGGUGACCGUAUUCACUUGGGGGAUCCCCAAGCAGCGGGGGGGGACCUGGUGGAGGAGGGCCCCCCACAAUUCAGUGCAGCGAAGCUUCAAAAGAUGCUACGUGACAUACAAGAUGCUAUACAUACGGGCUUUCUAGAACGCCAAUCCUUCGUGCAGCAAAUGUCUCUUCCAUUCGUAAGCCUGGGUAUCGCUUCUGAGGCAGAUGCAAACAGCUGCCAUCACCAGACAGCAGCAAACGAGCAGCAGGAGCAGGAGCAGCAGAAGCAGCAGGUGUUUCCACCACCCAAACGCCUAACUCCCAGGGCCUACUGCAACGUAGAGCGUCUCUUUGCUGCAGUGCCAGCACCAGCAGCGCAUGCCUUCUUCUCAAGGGCUCUGCCGCAGCUGAUAAAGGCAAUAUUGGCUGCUGAACGGAUAUUCCCCAGGUGUACGUACAACUCCAGGUCAGCAGCGCCGAGCGACGAGAAGCCACAAACAGCGGACUGCGGCGACCUCUCAGCAGCAGCAACGGCAGGAGCAGCAACAGCAGAAGCAAUCUUAGCAGGAACGGUAAAACGGGCAGAGGAGGAGAGAAGGCCACGCUCUUGCCUGUGCGGGUCGUGCCGCCUGAGGCUGCAGUUAUACAAGCACUGCAGCAGCGGCUGCAGUAGCGGCUGCAGGAGCAGCAGUUGCAGCAAAAGCAGUGGGGGAGAGCAGCACGUGAGCAGCAGCGCAGCAGAGUUAAGUGCAGGCGAAGGAUGGGUUUUGUUUGGUUUGGGCUUCUUCGGUUUGUUGCCGCCUUCAGAUUGGCAGGAAAUUGCUGCAGGCUUCCCUAGCCUUGGGGACAUAUCCUUUGCUUAUUUCUACAACCUAACAGGUAACCUGCUGCUGCUGGUGGUGCUGUUGUUGCUCCUGCUGCUGGCGGUGGAGCUGCUGGCCGCUGAUGGCGGUGCGGUUGCUUCUGUCGCUGUCUCUGUUGCUGCUGCUGCUCCUGCUGCUGUCGCUCCGGCCCAGGCUGCCAAGUUGCACUGUUUCGUUAGGUACUGCUGCUGCAUGGCUGCAGCAACGGAGGCCUUCAAUACCAAAUGCAACCUCAAGAACAUCUUGCCGUUUACUUUUGCCCCCCCUCACAUUGCCUCUCUUUGCUGCAGAGACAGCAGAGAGGAGGAGACGGUUUCUGCGGUGUCUCUGCUUCUCGAGGAAGAAAUCCGGCAGUUUCUCCCCCGAAAGACUGUUUGUGCUGCUGCCACCGCUUGCGCUGCUGUUGCUGCAGCAACUGCAGCAGAGACGUCUCCAGCCUCACCACCAGAAGGGUCUCCACAUCCCCGGCCACCAGCCGACUGUCUGCAGCAGCAGCAACAGCAACCUGCAGGCAGCAACAGCAAUAGCUUCAGCAGCAGCAGUAGGGCGGGGGAUGUUCGAGAUGGCUUCUUGUGGGGCCCCUCCGUGUUGUGUGCAGUACCUGUGGGUGCAUGGCCGUUGCAGCUCCCAUGCUGCUUCGUCCUGCGGUGUCUCCGCUUCUCUCGUGCUCAGGCAGCAGCUUGGUGUUGCAGCGCCGAGGCAGUGGCGCUGCAACAGCAGCCGCUGCUGCCUCCUGAUAUCGUAGCAACAGCAGCAGAAGGCGGAGGAAUCCCCACAAGUGCUGAUAUCGAUGUACGCGCAGACUUCGCCAACAAUGUCAUUGGAGGCGGCAUUCUUUACCAUGCUCAGGUGGUCCUGUUUGAACAUAUGCAUAUGCAACCAGGGUUUCUCUCUGUCGCUGGUGCUGCUGCUGCUGUUGCGACAACGGCAGGAGAGCUGCAGCACCAGUUCCCAGUGGAGUGUAUGGGAGCGCAGGAGGAGUCAUUUGUCCGAUCACUGCAAGAAGAAAUACUGUUUGCUGUCUGUCCUGAGCUGCUGCUGCUGCGGCCGUUAUCGCAGCACUUGCGACUUGGGGAAGCAGCGCAUGCUGUCGGCUGCGUUCGGUUCUCCGGUUAUCGCGGCUACGCCGGCAGCUUCAGGUGUCUCCUUAACAAACAAAAUGGCACUACAAGCAGCAACAACAGCAGCAACAGCACAAGCCGAACAGGACAUUUGAGCAGACCACAGCUACAGACAGACGGAAGGCCGCAGCAGCAGCACAUUGGAGACUCAACUGAACCAGCAGGGGCAGCAGCAAAAGGAGCAAAGUCAGGAGGGGGGGCAACUGGAGGACGAGGUGCAGCAGGAUAUACACAGGAGAUCGCUAGGGACGGGGCUGCAGGGCGGGAACAGCAGCUGCUGUCGCUUUACUCAGACGAUGAAGAGGAUAGAGAUAAAGGGGACUCUGGGGAUCCGAUCCCAGAGGAGACAACAUCAACAUCUGCUAGGAAGACCUUAAAUGCGACAGAGGGAGUAGAGACUGUAGACAAAACACCAUUGCUUGUACAGUGGCUGUUCCCUCUUAAGGCUGCUGCUGCAAGUCGACAGCAGCGAAACGCCGAGAUAUCCCUUGCUGCAGCAAAGACAGACACAGACAUAGAGACAAACACACCAGCAGCAACAAGGCACAAGCGAGGGACUCUGUGUGUGGGGUCCCCGCUUCUGCGCGUCCAAUGCGCCUCUUUGGUAGCCGUCUUAGAUGCUGCGCGCUUCGGGCCUCCCCGAUCAGCACAAGCAGCAGCAGCGGCAGCAUCGGCAGCAACAGACGUGUUUGACCUUAUUGGGGACCCUAGCGGCGUGUGUGCAGCUGGAAGAGAAGUGUUGCCGCGCACUCAACAAUUUUGUGUCCCGUUGAUGCUGCGAGAUCUGCAGAAGGUCUCCGCUGCAAUGCACCUGCCAGCAGAAGAUGUUGCAGCAGAAGCUGCCGCAGCUGCAGCAGCUGCAUCAGGAGACGCUUCAGACGGAACAGCUGCAGCAGGACUUGUUGAAUCGGGAGCUGUAGUUACGGCGCUAAAAGGGUCUUACUUGAGGCCUUUCACCACGGGCAAUUGGGGAUGCGGCUGCUUUGGGGGCGACCCCCAGUUGAAGUUUUUGCUGCAGUGGGCCUCACUUCUGAGACCCUUGCUGCUACACGCCGAGAACGACGCAAGCAGCAGCACCAGGAAGCGGCUCGAGCAGGGAAGAGUAGGCAAGCGGCCGAAGACAGAAAACAACGCAAACUAA
Messenger RNA from Eimeria maxima, 3237 nucleotides. RefSeq names its product poly(ADP-ribose) glycohydrolase, putative. The record is from RefSeq and is a predicted model, not a curated record. The coding region runs from base 1 to 3237 and encodes 1078 amino acids. Gene Ontology annotation, biological process: ATP generation from poly-ADP-D-ribose; nucleotide-sugar metabolic process; carbohydrate metabolic process. Gene Ontology annotation, molecular function: poly(ADP-ribose) glycohydrolase activity. Lineage: Eukaryota; Apicomplexa; Conoidasida; Eucoccidiorida; Eimeriidae. Gene Ontology annotation, cellular component: nucleus; cytoplasm. The transcript has 7 exons.